GAGUGGCCUAGCUAUGAAGAUGUGGUCCUUUACUAUCACCAUGCUGUUGGCGGUGGGAUCUUUGAUCCAACCGUCGUUGGGGGUCUCAUUGAGGGGGUGCAAACUGGACAUAGCGUUUGUUGUAGACUCCUCUAGCAGUAUAUAUAUUAUGGACUUUGAGAAACAGAGAUCCUUUCUCCGUGAUUUCAUCAACAUGUUUGAAACAGUAACCGAUGACGUUCAGUUCGCUGCGGUUUCAUUCAGUAACCGAUACUUCGAUGAAUUCAGAUUUAAUACUUUCACUUCACGCGAAGACAUCUUGACUGCGGCAGACAACAUACGCUAUAGCGCCGGUGACGCGACUAGAACAUACCGAGCUAUAAAUCGCAUGCGCACUGACCUUUUUGCUCCUGGAAAUGGCGCACGAGAGGAUGCCGUUCAUAUUGGUGUUGUUCUUACCGAUGGUGGUACCAAUCCUGGUUCUUAUGAUUCGUAUUCAACACUGGAAGGGAAAGCAGAAACCCAAAAGGAGGCCAGAAUGGCAAAAGAACAGGAUAUUCAUAUGUUUGCUAUUGGCAUAGGGAAAAAGUAUGACUUAGAAGAACUCCGCGGCAUAGCUUCGGAUCCAGAUGAAAAGUUCGUCAUCACCGUUGACACCUAUGAAAAGCUUAAUACGGAACAUAUAAAGACCUUAUUGGCAUGUCGUGUCUGUCGCGUAAGAACACUUGGACAAAACCAGGGUGGCCCGAGACGAUCGUUAUAUGCCUCACUAUUUGACCAUCAAAUGAACAGACCUCGAAAUCUUCAUGCUCGCCAGGUGUUCCCGUUAGCGACCUCUGAAGUACAGCGAGUUUGCCGAGGAAAUCAUGUUGACAUAAUUUUUAUUCUUGAUGAGUCAACAAGCAUCGGUUCCCAACAAAACUUCAGAAAGGAACUGAAUUUUGUCCGUGAGGUGUCCGACAUGUUUGAUAUUGGACCGGACAUGACGCAUGUUAGUGUAAUCACAUACAGUAACGACAGCCAGAUGCGUUUUUCCCUCAACAAAUACACGGAUAAGCCGAGCCUUGAGAACGCCAUAGAGAACAUCGACUGGACCACAGGAGACACGUAUACGAACAAGGCCCUGGAUCUUCUCCUGACCCAUAGCUUGUCCGAGGUCCGAGAGGGAAUCGCCCACAUUGGAAUCGUUAUAACAGACGGAAAGUCGACGAACUACGAUAAGACAAGAGUGUCCGCGCAUAAUGUGUUGGCCACCGGAGAAAUAGAAAUGUUUUCUAUCGGUAUUGGUAGUGCAUACAAACCGGAACUGGAUAUGAUGGCGUCCAAGCCUUCAUCCGACUAUGUCUACCAGAUUGACGACCUAGACGCUCUCGAAUCGCUUAAAAAUAAAUUUGCCUACCGUGUUUGCAAAGAACAACCUGACUGCGCAGCACCUGAACGAUGUGACAAAUACAAAGCAGACAUAGUAGUUGUAUCGGACUCUUCCACAAGUAUCUCGGAUACCGACUUUGUCACACAAAAAGAGUUCAUCGCUAGCUUAGUAGACAGGUAUAAUAUCGGACCAAAUGGCGUGCAGAUUGGUAUGUUGUCCUUCUCCACAGACGCUUAUAUCAAUUUCAACUUGAGCAGCCACGGCUCAGAGAGAGAAUUAAAAGCCGCCAUCUUAGAGGUUGAAUAUAUGUCUGGAGAUACGUCCACUGACAAGGCCUUGGACAUGAUGGCAAGAAAAGCGUUUACCACAGAGGCAGGAGCACGUCCUAAUCUCCCCAAAAUAGCCAUCGUCAUAACCGACGGGUCACCGCAAAACCAGCCGAGGACCGUCGAAAUGGCAACCAGGGCGAAGGAUGAGGGUAUCACCAUUUACGCAAUCGGUAUUGGCAGCAGUGUCGAUAUGGACCAUCUCAAAGCAAUCGCGUCCACCCCAGCAGAGUAUUAUACGUUUAUGGUAGAUGACUUCUCUUCGUUGGUGGAACAUGAAGACAUUCUUAUCAAGAAGACAUGCUCUGGUCCAAUACCGACAACUGUCCAACAGUGACGAGUGCCCCAGUGGAUAUGGCACAUGUACGGUUCACAAGUUGUGUAUCAUCCUGGGCAUAUGCCAAGUUAUAAGAUAUGAACUACCAGAAAAGGCAACAUAUAAUGUUUCUGUAGGAUUGACGCAAUGUAGUCUUAGUAAGGCUCUCAACAAAACAAGGAAGUUUGUGUACAGCAUAUGUUAUUAUGUACUUAUACAUAUGUCUAAAGAGCAUAGUAAGUAAAUAAAUAUAGAGAAAUGCUA
Messenger RNA from Pecten maximus, 2257 nucleotides. Its product is annotated as collagen alpha-5(VI) chain-like. Bases 14 to 2014 code for a protein of 666 amino acids. The transcript is spliced from 13 exons. NCBI's taxonomy places the organism in Eukaryota, Metazoa, Mollusca, Bivalvia, Pectinida, Pectinidae. The record is from RefSeq and is a predicted model, not a curated record.